Molecule: messenger RNA, 859 nt
Organism: Bursaphelenchus okinawaensis
Lineage: Eukaryota; Metazoa; Nematoda; Chromadorea; Rhabditida; Aphelenchoididae
Source: the annotation of a GenBank genome assembly
AUGAGGACACAACGAGUUGUACUGAAGGCAAGAAACCCAGAAGAACCUUCGACAUCUGGAUUCACGAUGGCUGACGAAGAAGGAAUUUCUGAAAAACAAAUUCAGUUCGACAAAGCGUUGAAGGAAAGCUUUCUCAAGAUCAAAUCGGUAAGUAUAAGUCAACAAAUAUUGAUAAUGUCUCAGUAUUAUUAAUCAUAAUGUUGAUUGCCAUUUUUGAUUCAAAAUUAGUUUAUAUUAUAGUUUUUCCAUCUCGUUUUGAUUCAAGUAUCUUCUUCCUUCUGUACAAUUAACAAUAUUACUUUAGUGCACGUGCUACUGGUCAGGAAUCGACCCAGCAAGAGCCAAGCUAAUGAUAAAAGAUCAACCAGAUGGCACAUUCCUGUUCAGAGACUCGAGAACAUCACAACACAGCCUGUUCACCAUUACCUACAAGGUCAAUGGUCAAGUCAAUCACAGUCGGAUCGGCUACUUCCGUGGCCGUUUUUGUUUGGGAUCCGAGAACGCGCUACUUCAAGCAGAAGACAUGCAGACCUUCGUGAAGAUGAUCGUCGAUACCUCCAAGGCCGGAGACAUCCUCGACAUUCUGGAGAUGCCACGCUCUCAAGAUCAGCGAAGUCAGAAUGUGAAGCUACUUCACCCCUUCACCUGGUACACUCUAAAACCCACGCUGAAACAUCUCUGUCGUCUCGCCAUUCGGAAUCACGUGCACAACGAGUACGACCUCUACAAACUCCCCAUCCCUUGGAACCUGCAGCUUUACGUCGGUCGCAGCGACUAUCACUACAUGAUCGCACCCAACUUCACCAUCAAAAAUGAAAAUGGACAAAUGAUCAUGAACACUUUCUACGACGAACACUAA